Sarcophilus harrisii (Tasmanian devil) is the source of this 4418-nucleotide messenger RNA. RefSeq names its product repulsive guidance molecule BMP co-receptor b (gene RGMB). Gene Ontology annotation, biological process: BMP signaling pathway. The transcript has 5 exons. The record is from RefSeq and is a predicted model, not a curated record. Gene Ontology annotation, molecular function: coreceptor activity. Bases 218 to 1639 code for a protein of 473 amino acids. Lineage: Eukaryota; Metazoa; Chordata; Mammalia; Dasyuromorphia; Dasyuridae. Gene Ontology annotation, cellular component: plasma membrane.
ACCUUACCUGGGGGAGAAAGGGGCGCUCGGACCGCGCUCCUUCCCUCCUGCACCAAAGCUGUAUGACUAGUGGCUUAUUUUCCCAGCUGGCAAACGUCACCAUGAAGACAAGGGAAUGCCUGUGGUUCAAAAAGUAAGUGCCAGAGUCCGAGCUUUUCAAGGAGUUUCCAUGCCCCUUUGGCCCUCCAAGAACCAUACAGGACCAUAAGGGUUAAAGAUGAUGAGGAAGAAAAGGAAGCGAGGCCCGAUCGCGUGUCCAUGCAGCAGCCCCGGUUCCCGGGCCCCCACGCCGCCGCCAGAGCCCCGGAGGAGACCUGCAUGGACGGGCAUGGGGAGAGCUGCUCCUUUCUGCGCCGCCGCCGGGGCUGAGCCGCGCCGGCGCCGCCCCCAUCGCGGCUGGCGCUCGCCUCCGCUGGCCGCCCUGCUGCUGCUGCUGCUCGGCCUCGGGGGGCUGCCCGCAGGAUAUUGCCAACAGCCAACCCAGUGUCGAAUCCAGAAAUGUACCACAGACUUUGUGUCACUGACUUCUCACCUGAAUUCUGCCAUUGAUGGCUUUGAUUCAGAGUUCUGCAAGGCUCUACGUGCUUAUGCUGGCUGUACCCAACGUACUUCCAAAGCCUGCCGUGGAAACCUUGUCUACCAUUCAGCUGUGCUAGGAAUCAAUGACCUCAUGAGCCAGAGAAACUGUUCCAAGGAUGGACCGACAUCCUCUACCAACCCUGAAGUCACCCAUGACCCUUGUAACUAUCAUAGCCAUUCAGAAGCUAGAGAACAUCAGGGAGGGGACCAGAGUCCUCCCACUUAUCUUUUUUGUGGUUUAUUUGGAGAUCCUCACCUUAGAACUUUUAAUGAUCACUUUCAAACAUGCAAGGUGGAAGGUGCCUGGCCUCUUAUAGAUAAUAAUUAUCUUUCUGUACAAGUGACCAAUGUACCUGUGGUCCCUGGAUCCAGUGCUACUGCUACAAAUAAGAUAACUAUCAUUUUCAAAUCUCACCAUGAGUGUACCGAUCAAAAAGUAUACCAGGCCGUGACAGAUGACUUGCCAGCAGCUUUCGUUGAUGGCACCACCAGUGGUGGGGAUGGUGAGAUCAAAAGCCUGCACAUUGUGGAGAAGGUGAGCGGCCAUCAUGUGGAGAUGCACGCCAGGUACAUCGGAACCACGGUGUACGUGCGGCAGCUGGGGCGCUACCUGACUUUGGCUAUCCGCAUGCCCAAAAACUUGGCUAUGGCUUAUGAAGAGAGCCAGGAUCUGCAGCUCUGUGUGAAUGGCUGCCCUGUAAGUGAGCGCAUUGAUGAUGGACAAGGGCAGGUGUCUGCUAUCAUGGGGCAGAUGCUUCCCCGAGCUGCCUUAGCCCCGGCUUGGCCUGGGUAUACACUGGAGACCGCCACUACUCAAUGCCACGAGAAGAUGCCGGUGAAAGACAUCUACUUUCAUUCCUGUGUCUUCGACCUGCUCACCACUGGUGAUGCUAACUUCACUGCAGCAGCUCACAGUGCCUUGGAAGAUGUAGAGGCACUGCACCCUAGAAAGGAACGCUGGCACCUUUUCCCUAGCAAUGGAAUUGGGGGCCUAAUGGGAAGCAGCAUCUUGUCUGUCAGUCUUAGACUCGUGUGCUUGAUCCUUGUGGCGUUUUUGUAGGGUUGUGUUUUUUUGUCUAUAACAAAGGUUUUAAAAUAUAUAUUGUCAUAAUAUAUUGAGUAAAAAGAUAAGAGUAUAUAUGUAUAUACCAUGUAUAUGAAGGGAUGUUUGUCCUGGGACACCCACCGGAUUGUACAUAUUGUGUUGGACUGUUUUUCAUGUAUGUUGGAUGUAGUAUUCUUUGAUUGUAUCAAUUUUGCUUUGCAGUUUUGUGAAAUGUUUUAUAAUGUCCCUGCAUUGGGACCUGUUAGAAAGCACUUUAUUUUUUAUAUAUUAAAUAUUUAUGUGUGUAUAUGGUUAAUAUGUACAGUCUAUACACACAGAUACCACAUCCAGUCCUCCUUCUGAAGGUCUACUUAAGAUGCAGAUAAGCUCAUUAUUACUUUUUUAUUACCUGAUUCUAUAAUGCUGUGUUGCCAAGGGCUUCAAUUGUCAUGUUCAUAAAAAUCACAUUCUUUAUUUUCAUAGAUCAAACUGAUUAGGUCAUUUAAACUAUCUUCAUGUUCUUUUUUUCCAUCUUUCACCCAAUGGUAAGCAUACAUGCUUUAUCUUAGACUACUGAGGAAGAGAGCCCACCUACAAGGAUCACACUAACAUUUUUUUGUCCAUUAUUCUUUAGAGAGAUGAGAGAGGCUCUCUGUGAGUCAAAAUUUUUGUCACCUGAUGUACUGUCAACAUUUUUUUCCUUUGAACAUCUUCCUAAAUGUCAUUAUAUUGUUUCUCAUUGCUGUUCUUUUCCAAGUUUUUCAUACGUGUCACCUUUCCCAGUUAAGACUGUAUCUAUAUGUCCAAAAUGAAAUGGAGCAUGGAAGCAAUGACAAUACAAGCUUUGUUAUGCUGACAUGACAAAUUAGAGGUGGGUGGUUAAAGUAAUAGUUGUUGCCCAGGUCAUUGCAUUGGCUUCUUUCCCAAGACCUCUAAGUGAAUUUUAAAAGUAAUAAGUUAUCCCUAAUUCAGGGUUGUUUUCAAAACUGGGAACCAAGAGCUCUAAUUUUUGCUUAUCUGUACCACUCUCCCAUCCAAAAGAAAAAAACAAAAUCAAAUGACUCUUUGACCAUCUUGUAUAUUCUUGUACCAGGUGGAACUACUAGCUCACCUUUACCAAAUUUGGAUAAUUUUGGUAAUAUAUAAAUCUGGGUUUAGCUUCUGUUUGUCAACUAACUGCCUCCUCCUUCCACAUCACUUUGUAAACAUAGCAGAGCUAAUGACCAAGUCUUAGUGUCAUUCUUUCAGCUGAGGAAGCUGGCUGAAGUUCAACACAGCAACAAUCUUGAGUGAUUUGAGGCUUCUUUACAUUGAGAAAUUCUAGUUUAAUUUAGGACUGUGAUAAGAUAGUAUCUCUGGCUCCCUGUCUAUUCAUGUAUCCAAGAGCUUGAGAGAACAAGUUGAUGCUAGGUCUGGGAAGAUGUUAAAAGAAUCCUGGCUCUCACAUCGAAUGAUACAUCCGCUCCAAAGCUAGGGACUAGACUUUUUGUUUCAAUGGUAUAGAGAACUUCCAGAGGAGCAAACUCCCUCUACCAGUGCAGGUUAGCAUCUUUUCUGCCAUUUAUAGUCUUAGAGAAUUAGAGUGAGUGUAGAAGCACUUAGAAACUUGCUAGGGUCUCAAAGUCAGUUUGUGUCAGAAGUGGGACACAUUCCAGAACUAGUUCAGUGGAAAUAGAUCUUGAAAGUAUCUUAGAAAUUAUUUACCAGCCUCCUUGUUUUACACUUAAAGAAGAGUCCUGAGGUUAAUUGGCUUGCCAAAGUCACAUAGGUAAGUAAUAGAAUUUGGGAUUUGAAUCCAGGUCUUCUACCUUCAAUUCAAGCACUAGUUGAACAAAUUUCUUUUAAUUUUUUUCUAAAAUAUAAAUUUUGCACAAAUUGUUAUCAAAUUGAAUAAAGACCAUUUCUUUAAAGCAAUAUGUGAAACCCUGAAGGAUUGAAAGGUGUUACUACUUUUGUACCCUUGUAGGUCCUUUUUAGAGAGGAAAAAAGUACCUCUCAAUGGUUUGAAAAAAUAAAACUGAGCUUUUUAUUUCAAUGAAUGGAUAAGUGGAAAUGGUCUAUAUCCUAAUGCAAAAUCAAAUUAUGGAUGUUAAGUACCUAAUCUCUCACAGUAUACUCGGCCAAUUCCCUUUCUUGCUAGAAUAAUUGUCUGCUCCUUUUCUGUAAUCCGAGGCCCCACACAUCAGUAAGUUUCAGAAAUGAAAAUUCUUCUCUAGGGAGAGAGUGAAGUUCAUUUUCUGAUGUUCCUUCUCUUGGGUCUCUGGAAAAAGUGUUUACUUGCACAAGUGCGUUCCUAAAAUUCAUCGAAUUUUAUUAACCCCCAAAUCUUUAAAAAAAGUUUUCCUUCACCCCAAAUAUGUGGGUGGGUAGCCCAAAGCUGGUGAAUGGUCUCCUGAGGAACUCAAGCAUAGAACACGGUUUUUCCAUAGAUGCUUCUAGGAGCUGCCUUAAGAAGCCUUCAAUUCUUUUCUAUUUCUUUGUGUGCUUCCCCCCCCCUCGCCCAAUGUGUCAAGAUUUUACAGGAAAGUUUUAGAUGUGGUUCAUGGAUAUACUCAUAAGUAUUUGUGUAAAAGAGUGAGUGUGCAGUGUGUAAAUACUUUAAAUUAUUAUGCUAGAAAAAUAAAGUUACAUACCCUGCUGUGGAGUGCUUGUCGUGGUUAUAGUGACACCUGCUGAAAAUGCAAAGAAGCACAGGUGCAGAAAGAAUUUAAAAAGCACCAGUGCAGGAUAUCAAAUAACCAUCUGAUUAUACUUAAUGUGUCAUCUACCUCUAAACUCAAAAAAAAAAAAAAAA